UUUUAAUGAGAGGGGUUACACGAGCAGCUUCCCAACAUUAAUCCACGAGUGUCUCAUUACAGGAAGUACAGUGUGGAUUUCAGCUGCAGGCGACGACGAGGCGUGUCGCUGCGAAGUGGCAGGAAAUAUCUGCUCCAGCAGUUUCCUGUAGGUGGAGAUCUCGAUGUCCAGGGCCAGCUUGACGUUCAUGAGCUCCUGGUACUCUCUCAGCUGGCGAGCCAUGUCCUGCUUGGCCCUCUGCAGAGCCAGCUCCAGGUCAUGGAUGCGAGCCUUGGCAUCCUGCACGGCUUCCUCCCCACGCUUCUCCGCCUCGGCUACCUGGCCUUCCAGAUUGGCAUUCUGGUAAAAAGUGCACGGACAGAAGGUGUAAGCUUUCAACAAGGUCUGAGGCUCAGUCACCCCAUUCAAACAGAUGACAGGAAGUCGUUUUUCAGACAAUUCCACCGCGGCUGAUCAUUCGGUUGAGCUCAGAUAUUUCUCCCUUGCUGCUACGCAUUUCACUGCCAUACUGUUCCGCUUCGGCACUCAUCUGGUCAAACUGGUACCGAGCAGGCAGAAAUCCAACAGGAAGAAAAAGGCCUCGGGAGUUGUCCAUCUGUACUACCACAGAGGUCUCCCUCAGGCUCUCCUGCAGCUCAAGCAGCUCCUGUCGCACAGAGACAGCCACAAGCCUUGAGGAAGUUGAAUUCAUCACAGAUACUAGACAACCUGUCGCCCAGAUCCACCUUGGCCAUAUAGCCUGAAUCCACAUCCUGCAGACGGUUUAUUCUGGAGGUUUGGCCACUGAGGCACGGCAGCAAUACAUCACUGGAGGGAUGAAGAUAGCUUCAUUCAACGUACAGAGGUUUGGACGGGCAAAAGUCUCAGAUCCACAUGUCUUGUCAACUCUAGUGAAGAUUGUUUCUCGGUAUGACAUCAUUCUGAUCCUGGAGGUGGUGGAUGCAAGCGGUGAUUCUGUUAAACUGCUCUUGAAUGAAGUGAACAGGGUCAACGCAGGCCAUCACUACUCCCUGCAGCUCAGUACCCGCCUGGGAAGGACAAGAUACAAGGAACAAUUUUUGUUUCUCUACAGGGAUGAUGUGGUCAAUUUGAUUGACUUCUAUCAAUAUGAAGACAACCAGGUCAACAACAUGGAUGCUUUUGCAAGAGAGCCAUACAUUCUCCACUUCAAACCACACUUUGCAGUGCUGAAGGAUAUAGUGCUGAUCCCCGUCCACACCACACCCUCUGACUCGGAGAAAGAGCUGGAUGAGCUGUACGAGGUUUUCCUGUUGGUCAAAGACAAAUGGAAAACGGAUAACAUAAUGAUCCUGGGUGACUUCAAUGCAGAUGGCACGUAUGUCACACGUAAAGAAAUGAAGGAGAUCCGUAUCCGCAGUGACAAGAAUUUCCACUGGCUGAUUGCUGAUGAUGUGGACACCACAGCGAAUACAUCAAAUGAUCACACCUACGACAGGAUUGUUGUGUAUGGAAAAGACAUGCUGGAAGUCAUUGUGCCAAACUCAGCCAAGCCGUUCAAUUUCCACACAGAGUUUUCUAUGACAGAAGAAAUGGCCCUGAGAGUGAGUGAUCACUACCCUGUCGAGGUGGAAUUACACAGCGCACUUCGUCGGACAACGAGUGACCAAAGAUGUGACGUUGUUGAUUCCCAGAAUGCUUCAAUUUACAAAACUGUCACAGAGCGUCUGCAGGUGGAUGUACUGAAACUGCAGAAGGAAAACCUUGUGCUGGAGCGAGAAAAACUUCAGCUUCAGAUCACCUUAUUGAAUCAAAAAGUUGCCAAAAUGGAAUUGAAACCCCUUUCUCAUGAAAUGUGAAAAUAGUAGUUCGGACACAUAUGUUGCCCUGUAAUUGUUAAUAAAAUGAAACAGUCGUA
Molecule: messenger RNA, 1876 nt
Organism: Scophthalmus maximus (turbot)
Lineage: Eukaryota; Metazoa; Chordata; Actinopteri; Pleuronectiformes; Scophthalmidae
Product: deoxyribonuclease-1
Exons: 15
Coding region: 816-1817 (333 amino acids)
Biological process (GO): DNA catabolic process
Cellular component (GO): nucleus
Molecular function (GO): DNA nuclease activity
Source: RefSeq, a predicted model, not a curated record